Calypte anna (Anna's hummingbird) is the source of this 731-nucleotide messenger RNA. Its product is annotated as dual specificity phosphatase 28. Gene Ontology annotation, cellular component: cytoplasm. Gene Ontology annotation, biological process: protein dephosphorylation. The transcript has 2 exons. The record is from RefSeq and is a predicted model, not a curated record. Gene Ontology annotation, molecular function: MAP kinase tyrosine/serine/threonine phosphatase activity. Bases 165 to 647 code for a protein of 160 amino acids. NCBI's taxonomy places the organism in Eukaryota, Metazoa, Chordata, Aves, Apodiformes, Trochilidae.
CCAGCUCAGCCCAUGCACGUUGCUGGGGGAAGCAACCAGCACCCCGAUCCUCCAGUGCCCAGCCGCACCGGGCUGUGCCGUGGCUCCAAUGCCUCACGGAGGGCUCGGUGGGAGAGCUCUGCCCCAGGGCACUGCUACUGCUGUCGCUACGGCCUUGGCUGCCGAUGCUCCAGCUCUGCAAGGUCACUCCCUCGCUGCUCAUCAGCAGCGCCAGGGCAGCCUGUGACAAGGAGCUGCUCACACAGGAGGGAGUCACCUUCUGCAUUAAUGUCACCAGGCAGCAGCCUUUCCCCGAGCUCCAGAGGGUGCGGGGCAUACGAGUUCCUGUGUUCGACGACCCGGCUGAAGACCUCUAUCAGUAUUUCGAGCAGUGCAGCGAUGCCAUCGAAGAGGCUGUUAAGAGCGGUGGGAAGUGCUUGGUUUAUUGUAAGAAUGGCCGCAGCCGCUCAGCUGCCAUUUGCACUGCUUAUCUGAUGAGGCACCGAAAGCUCCCCCUCAAGGAUGCCUUUGAGACUGUGAAGACUGCCAGGCCAGUAGUAGAACCCAAUGCAGGAUUUUGGUCUCAGCUGCAGAGAUAUGAAGAAGAUUUGAAGAUACCAAAGCAGCCUGAUCUGCUGAGCAAAGGACUUAAAACCAGCAACGUGUGAAGAUUUUUUAAUGAGAGUUCAGUGGCUUGCUGCAGGUUGAAAACACUAAUAAUAAUCACUUCAUGUACACCUACACAUAAAAUG